Messenger RNA from Sclerotinia sclerotiorum 1980 UF-70, 1287 nucleotides. RefSeq lists its product with no specific name. The transcript is spliced from 7 exons. The record is from RefSeq and is a predicted model, not a curated record. The coding region runs from base 1 to 1287 and encodes 428 amino acids. NCBI's taxonomy places the organism in Eukaryota, Fungi, Ascomycota, Leotiomycetes, Helotiales, Sclerotiniaceae.
AUGCCAAAACGAUUAUCAAAUAUCCCAUACAUCCCAUACAUCCCAUGCAUCCCACUCAUGGUUUUAGAUGUGAUAACCCCAGAGACGAUCCGAGCGACUCGAGCCAAAUGCGCAGCCGCAAUCAAAAAUGAUCCUGCUUACGACAACUGCCACCUUGAAGUCAAGUUGUACUACGUGGAGAAAUUGAUGUGGCGCGAAUUGUUCAAAAACCAGACUUUUCCUGGGAUUAAGCCGAAGCCUAUUGCAGGUGCUGUGACUUCAAAACCACAGCCAGCAAAAGAUCGAGGCACCAAUUCCACUGGCGACAAGAAAGCAAAAACAAAUGCGUCUGCUGCCAUAGGAAAAGGCAAAAACAACACGCCCAAGGCCGAUCCUAGUCCUGCCGGCAGAAGUAAUACCCUCAUCACUGGUGAAACUCCUGCUAGAGGAAAGGUGAAUACGCCUCGUGCUCAUUCUCAUGCCACACCAAAACCUCAAGGGGCUGAAAGAUCGAUGGAUGCCGCCAUAAAGUCCGAACAGGGACUGGAGGCAAGCACCUUGAUGGAAGCAACCUCAAAUUCAAAGCCCGAACCAUCCACAGGCAAGCGUAAGAGAACAGUGAUGGAUCUCGACACGCUGCCCCCGCACGAGCCGGCGUUAACAGAGCAGACUAAACGUCUAAAGCUUGAACAGUCUCCACCACCACCAGAAGCAAUUAAGCAACUCUGGGACCGUCCUCGAUAUGGCAUAUCGGCCCCGUUAAACGCUGAGAUGGCCGGAUUUUUGUUGAACCGCAAGGCGGCAGUAGAGAAGCACUUCGGAGUCCGAUUUAACUAUGGCCUCUUUAAGAACGAGCUUAGAUUCUACUGCCAGCCUGUCGAUACGGACAACAUCCUUUUCAGUGAGGCUAUUGAGCUCUGCGAUCCUGCUUUCAGGUUUCUUAAUGAGUUUCUGCGGAACUCUUAUGGAAAAUUUGGAUGCAUCGACGAUUAUCUUAAGUCUGAUGACUGGGUUGCCAAAGAGAAGAAGAUAGAGAAAAUCGGUACCUCCGAUGCCGAUACUCAUCUUCAGGGUAGAAGGUUUCCAACCUUUUCUAGGGCUUCAGGCAUGGUAUUAAUGCGGGAUUAUAACUGCAAGCUCAAUGCUUUUGAUUACACAGUACUGGCUCGAAAGCAAAAGGUACUCUGUCAAGGAAAAAACGCUGCGACCUUGUAUCAGGUCAAAUGCCGUGCCGUGAAGGUUCAUGGGGUGAAUGUGCAGAGUCGGUUGUGGUUGACGGGAAAGAAAUAUAAAGCUCUUGCAAACUAA